AUGGUUGGACCGUGGCGGAUCGGGAGGACGGUCGGCGAGGGCUCGUCCGGACGCGUCAAGCUCGCCAAGCACAAGGUGACGGGCCAGUACGCCGCCGUCAAGAUCGUGCCCAAGCCGCGCAGGCAGAACCAGGAGAAGGCCGACAAGAUGCUCCUCGGGAUCGAGCGCGAGAUCGUCAUCAUGAAGCUCAUCGAGCACCCGAACGUCCUGCGCCUCCUCGACGUGUGGGAGACGGGCUCUGAGCUGUACCUCAUCAUGGAGUACGUCGAGGGCGGCGAGCUGUUCGACUACCUCGUGCGCAAGAAGCGCCUGCACGCCGACGAGGCGCGCCACUACUUCCAGCAGAUCAUCUCGGGCGUCGACUACUGCCACCGGUUCAACAUCUGCCACCGCGACCUCAAGCCCGAGAACCUGCUGCUCGACUCGGAGAAGAACAUCAAGAUCGCCGACUUUGGCAUGGCCGCCCUCGAGCGCGAGGGCAAGCUCCUCGAGACGAGCUGCGGCAGCCCGCACUAUGCUAGUCCCGAGAUCGUCGCCGGUUCGACCUACCACGGCUCAUCGUCCGACAUCUGGUCGUGCGGCAUCAUCCUGUACGCGCUCCUCACGGGCGUCCUCCCGUUCGACCACAGCGACAUCCGCACCCUGCUCGCCCUCGUCAAGCGCGGCGAGUACUACAUGCCGCCCGAGCUCCCGACCGACGCCCAGGACCUCCUGCGCCGCAUGCUCGUCGUCGACCCGGAGCGCCGCCUCAAAAUGGAGGACAUCCGCGCCCACCCGUGGGUGACGCGCCAGGCGCCGCGCCUCAUCUACGGCCAGGAGCCGCCGCCGCCGCCCGACGUGCGCCAGAUUGCGCGCCCGGUCGGCAACCGCGACGAGAUCGACCCCGAGAUCCUGACCAACCUCAAGACGCUGUGGCAGGGCGCCGACGAGGGCGAGAUCGUCCAGGAGCUCUUGUCGCCCAAGUGCGUCCCCUCCCCUUCCCCCCUUCUCUCCUCUCGACGGACUCGCCCUGACCCUUUCCCUGUCUUUCUCGCGCACAGCAAAACGUGGGAGAAGGUCUUCUACUGCCUCCUGUACCGCUACCGCACGCGCAACCUCGAGAACUUCAACAUGGAGGAGGAGGAAAUCCGCAAGCCUCGUCGCACCGCCGGUGCGUCCUCGCGUUUCUCCCUUUCGCCCCGUCUCAUACUCGCAGCGAACCAUGCCUGA
Rhodotorula graminis WP1 is the source of this 1209-nucleotide messenger RNA. RefSeq lists its product as uncharacterized. The record is from RefSeq and is a predicted model, not a curated record. Lineage: Eukaryota; Fungi; Basidiomycota; Microbotryomycetes; Sporidiobolales; Sporidiobolaceae. Gene Ontology annotation, cellular component: cytoplasm. The transcript has 5 exons. The coding region runs from base 1 to 1209 and encodes 402 amino acids. Gene Ontology annotation, biological process: protein phosphorylation; intracellular signal transduction; microtubule cytoskeleton organization. Gene Ontology annotation, molecular function: protein serine/threonine kinase activity; ATP binding; tau-protein kinase activity.